This is a messenger RNA of Balaenoptera musculus (blue whale), 412 nucleotides long. RefSeq names its product 60S ribosomal protein L36a. Gene Ontology annotation, biological process: translation. The transcript has a single exon. The record is from RefSeq and is a predicted model, not a curated record. Gene Ontology annotation, cellular component: cytosolic large ribosomal subunit; ribosome. Lineage: Eukaryota; Metazoa; Chordata; Mammalia; Artiodactyla; Balaenopteridae. Bases 30 to 350 code for a protein of 106 amino acids. Gene Ontology annotation, molecular function: structural constituent of ribosome.
CUUUCCGUGCCGAUAGCGCUCUCGCAAACAUGGUGAACGUUCCUAAAACCCGCCGGACUUUCUGUAAGAAGUGUGGCAAGCACCAACCCCACAAAGUGACACAGUACAAGAAGGGCAAGGAUUCGCUGUAUGCCCAGGGAAAGCGGCGGUAUGACAGGAAGCAGAGUGGCUAUGGUGGGCAGACUAAGCCGAUUUUCCGGAAAAAGGCUAAAACUACAAAGAAGAUUGUGCUGAGGCUUGAAUGUGUUGAGCCGAACUGCAGAUCUAAGAGAAUGCUGGCUAUUAAGAGAUGCAAGCAUUUUGAGCUGGGAGGAGAUAAGAAGAGAAAGGGCCAAGUGAUCCAGUUCUGAGCUUCAUAUUUUGUUUUGUUAUGAAGACAAUAAACAUUUGAGAUUGUUUAAAAAAAAAAAAA